AUGGAUGAUAGAUACACAUCUAAGCUGUCACCCACAGUCGAUUUCUGGGCAGGAAUCUACUUGCUGAUAAUCGCUUUCUUCUCCAUCUUGGGGAACGCCGCCGUCCUGCUCAGUGCAACUCGUCGCUUCGACUCCCUCAGCGCUCCGGAGCUCCUCACGGUCAACCUCGCUAUAACGGACAUCGGCAUGGCCCUCAGCAUGUACCCUCUGUCCAUCGCCUCUGCGUUCAACCAUGCCUGGAUUGGCGGGGACACCUCCUGUCUCUACUAUGGCCUGAUGGGAAUGAUCUUCAGCAUAACAAGCAUCACCACUCUGGCGGUGAUGGGGUUGGCCAGGUACCUGGUAACAGGAAGUCCGCCAAUGAAAGGCAUGAAGCUCCAGAGGCGGACCAUCGGUCUGGUGAUCGGCGUGAUCUGGCUCUAUGCCGGCCUGUGGUCCUUGUUCCCUCUGGUCGGCUGGGGCAGCUACGGGCCGGAGCCGUUUGGCCUCGCCUGCUCGGUGGACUGGACGGGUUACUGGGAGUCUCUGAACCACUCCACCUUUAUCAUGAGUCUGUCCAUACUGUGCACCUUCCUCCCCUGUCUGACCAUCCUCUUCACCUACUUUGGUAUUGCCUGGAAGCUGCACAGAGCCUACCAGUCUGUCCAGAGCAACGACUUUCAAUACGGCAAUAUUGAGAAGAAAAUCACUCUGAUGGCGGUGAUGAUCAGCUCGGGGUUCCUGAUCGCCUGGACGCCGUACGUGGCGGUCAGCUUCUGGAGCAUGUUCCACUCCCAGGAGCAGGGCCGCAUGGCUCCAUUCGUCACCCUGCUGCCCUGCCUCUUCGCCAAGAGCUCCACCGUCUACAACCCCUUCAUAUAUUUCCUCUUCCAGCGCUGCUCUGGCCACAAGCCCCUCCGUCUGCGGAGACGGAUCUUCUGCUGCUCUCACGGCGCCGGUUUACCUCCCGCGAGAGCGAAGCUGGACAGAAACAUGGCGAAAGGCUCCGGCGGCAAGGUGUUCCGAGGCGCAGCAGAGGACGUUUGCGUGGGUCUGGUGGGAGAUCCCGCCCUGCGCUCCGACGGAGAGAUGACGGCUUUGGGCUGA
Messenger RNA from Salarias fasciatus (jewelled blenny), 1086 nucleotides. It is a transcript of the gene opn8a, whose product is annotated as opsin 8, group member a. The record is from RefSeq and is a predicted model, not a curated record. Gene Ontology annotation, cellular component: membrane. The transcript is spliced from 4 exons. Bases 1 to 1086 code for a protein of 361 amino acids. Lineage: Eukaryota; Metazoa; Chordata; Actinopteri; Blenniiformes; Blenniidae. Gene Ontology annotation, molecular function: G protein-coupled receptor activity. Gene Ontology annotation, biological process: G protein-coupled receptor signaling pathway.